Messenger RNA from Adineta steineri, 1956 nucleotides. Lineage: Eukaryota; Metazoa; Rotifera; Eurotatoria; Adinetida; Adinetidae. The record is from the annotation of a GenBank genome assembly.
AUGGCUAGUGGUUCCGUAGUUGAUUAUUAUAGUUCUCGUGCUAAUCUUGAUAAACUCAAUCCAUUAAUACGUUCAGCAUAUAAUACUACAUCAGAUUUUGAAGAAUAUAAACAAAAAUUACUUACAAAAGUCGAUGCUGGUAAUCAAGAUGGAAAUACAACAUAUCUUGAUUCACUUGAAGAAAUUCGCCGCGAACAACGUGUUCGAUUGGCGCAAAUUGAACAUGAGUAUUAUAACCUAAAGAACGUUCAAUCAUUUGAUGUACCAUAUUAUCCACAAAAUAUAGAACAAAAACACGUAACUAUAGUUACAUCAAAACCACCACUACCAACUGCAUCAAGAAGAUCACCAUCACCAGUUUUUGUUAUUGAAGAUCAAACUCAACAUCAUAUUCAUCAUCGUCCCAUAUCAGCGAAUAUAGUUCGACGACAUGAUGAUAAUAUAGCUUAUUGUCCACAUCGAACAUCUGCAGACGAUACAAUAACAAAAAAUGAACAUGAUUUAUCAACGAGUCAUGUUCAAAAUCAAAUACAUAAUUUAUGGAAUGAAUUCGAAUUAGAGGAUUAUUUAGAACAGAAAAAAACUCGACGUCCUCCAAGUGCGCCAUUAAAUGAUAAUUGGGCAGGUCGUGUAACAGUACCCGAACCAUUUUGUCUAACAAAUAGUAUGUCUGUGGAUAAUAUACAUCGAAGAAAGUGUAUGCAUGAAAUCGAAGCUGCAAAAAUACAAAAAGAAGUUGAUGAUGAACUAUUACUUAAUCGUUCCUUUAAAGCUAAUCGUGUUCCAGCUCAUGUUCGUAUGCCUUUAUAUGAACAAUUACAAGACGAGCAACGUGUACGUCGUGAACAAGUUCGUCAUAUGACAAAAGAAUAUUUAAAUUCAAUAUCAAAACCAUUUGGAUUUGAAUCACGUGAGAAAGCUAAAAUAAAUUGUCGACGACAUUCAUAUUCAGGUAACGAUACUCCUCGACGUCAACCACAAUUUAAAGCAAAACCAGUACCUGAUUUUUAUUAUCGAACAAGCAAAGAUAUUGAAGAAAUGAAAGAAAAUUCUCUUUAUCGUUCAAUAAAAAAACAAAUACGAGCGAAAGAAUUACUUCGUCAAUCUCGUCUUCCAUCAAGUAUGCAAGAACGUGAACAUCAUGCUAAACAUCAUACACAUCGUUCAAUGAGUGCAGAAAAUUUAGCACGUGCUGGUCGUGAAGAAUACACAUUUAAACCGAAAACAAAUGGUCAUUAUAUACCAAAUUAUGAUAAACUUCAUGAGAAAUUUUUACGUGAAACUGAACGAGCAAAACGUUUACGACCACCCACAAAAUGUGAACCAUUUUUAUUAUAUACAAAUAUGAUUCCAUCAAGAAAAGAUCGUGUACUUGAUGAUAUUCGAAAUGAUGAAGAGACACGUUAUUUACAAACAUUUCAAAUAAAAGGAAAACAAUUACCACCAAGAUCUGCAUCAGGAAUAAGUUUAUCAGCUAGUCUUCAACAACCAGAAGCUAUACCAACAAAAACAACUGAUAUACAACAAGUACGAGAAAGAAUAGGAAAGAAAAAACGACGAGAUGAAGAACUUCGAAAUAAAUUUGAAGAAAAAUUUCAACGAUCAAGAUCAGCAAAAGAAAAACAUCUAAGAGAACGAAUUUAUGAACGAGCAAAAUCACAAGAUAAAUCAGCCAUAUAUAAAGCAAAGAAAGAAGAAAAUACUCGUAAAAUUCGACAAUCAAUGCGUCGAAGUGAAGAUGAAUAUGCUAAAAAAUUAGAUGAAAUGAAUCAUCGUAUUGAUCGACGUCCAUUACUAAUUGAACAACAUCCAGGAGAUGCUGCUGUACGACAUUUAGAAAAAAAAAUUCAACAUGCAAUGAAUGUAGCUAAAAUAACUGAAAGAGAUUUAAUGAGAGAACGAUUUAAUCCACCAAAUGUUAAAGUAACAAAAACACGUACUGUUUACUCUUCAUAA